AUGUAUAGAAAAAGUUAUCUUCUUCUUUGUUUAAUAUUGCUGGCUUUAGAAGCAACCGCUAAACCCAAUAUUAAAAACUUGGAAAAAGAAGACCUUGCUUUUUCCGAUUUUUUGAUAAAACAAGCGGAAAUUGCGGACCAAUAUGACAGUGAAGAGCAUAGAGUCGGUGACUUACCUUGGGCAAAUGGGGAGUUGCCACUCGAAAGGCACUAUGCCGGCUAUAUUCAUAUACGUUCUUUUGAAGCUUUUCAAAAAAAAGGAAACGCAAGCUUAUGGCUUCAAGGUGGUCCAGGAUCGAGCUCUAUGAUCGGAUUAUUCAAUGAGAUGGGUCCAUUUAAUGUCACAUCAGAUAUGAAACUAAUAAGAAAUUCGCAUACAUGGAAUAAAAAUUAUGGAAUGCUAUUUAUUGAUCAACCAGUCGGAACUGGAUACUCUUUUGUAGACCCUCCAUGCCAAACAAUUUUAACAGAUGCUGAAAGUUCACACGUUUAUCAAUGUCAAGGGGAAAAUGACGGAAAUCAUUGGAAACAUAAAAAAUCUACAAGCCUUGAACAAACUAUUAUUCGUAAAAUAGAGUCUUUUUUCAUUUCUCGUAAAUCUCAUCACACAAAAAAUGAUGAUCCUUGCUAUAUGGAAGGAUAUGCCAGUAAUCAAAAAGGAAUUUCAAAAGACUUGUUAGUGUUCUUACAAAAAUUCUAUCAACGUUAUCCAGAACAGAAGCUUGGUGAAUUGUAUAUAGCCGGUGAAAGUUACGCAGGCAAAUAUGUACCUUCAUUUGCUACCGCCAUUCAUAAACAUAAUACUUAUUUACGGCAAUAUAGAAAAUAUGGAGAUAUCUUUCCGCUUGCCGGUAUCGCUAUAGGCAGUGGAUUGACUGAUCCAAUUACUCAAGUCAAAGUUCUCGGAGAACAAGCCUAUCAGUUUGGGCUUGUUUCAAGAAGCGAUGCAGACCAUAUAAAUCAACUAGCUGCACAGGUCGUUAUUCAAAUUCAGAAAAAUGAUUUCUUAGGAGCUAGAGAAAUUCGAAAUAGAAUGUUUGGAUAUUGGCAAAAUGUUACCGGGAUCAUGAAUUAUUAUGAUAUUCGAAGAACCAAAAUGCAGAAUGAUUGGAGUUUGAUGGAACGAUUUCUUAAUAUACCGGAAAUCAAGAAAGCCGUCAAUGUUGGCAAUCGGCGAUAUUAUAAAGAUGCCUCAGGUGAUAUUAUGAAAUCUACUGCGCACCUGUUUCCUAUGCUAAUAGAAAAUUAUAAAGUGGUGCUCUUUCAAGGGAACAUGGAUUUUCGUGAUGGGGUUGUUGGAAAUAGCGAAUGGUUGUAUUCAUUAGAAUUUAAAGGUGCUGAAAUCUUUAGGAAAAAGCCACGCAAGAUUUGGCGUAUAGAUGACAACGUGGUUGGUUACUCUACACAAUCAAGAAACCUUUCCAGGAUUAUAUUCCUGCAAUCUGGUCAUUAUAUUCCCCUAGAUCAACCAAUUGCAUCAUUAGAGAUGAUAACACGUUUUAUUGAAAAUGAUCCAUUUUAG
Messenger RNA from Ambispora leptoticha, 1521 nucleotides. NCBI's taxonomy places the organism in Eukaryota, Fungi, Glomeromycota, Glomeromycetes, Archaeosporales, Ambisporaceae. The record is from the annotation of a GenBank genome assembly.